AAAAUAUUUCUUUUCUUCCCAAAAAGUUCUUCUUAGUAAUAUAAUUAGGAGGAUGAUGUGUUGGAUCCCUGAGAAGUUUCAGCUUCACUUGGCCAUGUUGGCUUUGCAAUUCGGAUACGCAGGUUUUCAUGUCGUUUCGCAAGCUGCCCUUAACAUUCUUGCCUUCUUUCUCCUCUUACCCUUUGCCUAUUUUCUUGAAAAGAAAGAGAGGCCGCGGCUAACAUGGAAUUUCGCCGUCCAGUUUUUCCUACUUGCGAUUGUUGGGAUCACAGCAAAUGAAGGAUUAUAUUUGCUGGGACUUGACCACACCUCACCAACUUUCGCGUCUGCUGUCCAAAAUUCCGUCCCGGCCUUAACGUUCCUCAUGGCCGUCAUUCUCAGGCAAAGCUCCCCCUAA
Messenger RNA from Striga asiatica, 397 nucleotides. Lineage: Eukaryota; Viridiplantae; Streptophyta; Magnoliopsida; Lamiales; Orobanchaceae. The record is from the annotation of a GenBank genome assembly.